AUGAGUAUUGAACUAGGAUUAUCUAGAAUCACGAAGCUGUUAUCGCAUCUUGGAAACCCACAUGAAAGUUUAAAAGUUCUCCAUGUAGCUGGUACAAAUGGUAAGGGAUCUGUAUGUAGUUAUAUCUCCACGAUAUUACAAAACCAAAACCAAAACCAAAAUCUUCAUAUUUCUCAGAAUGGUCAAUUUAUUAAAGUGGGUAAGUUCACUACACCACACUUGAUUCAUCUUACAGAUUCAAUUACCAUUAAUAACAAUCCAAUCCCACAGUAUAAAUUCGAUUCAAUCAAAAAAUCAUUAAUUGAAAUCAAUAAUAAAUAUUCUAUCAAAUGUUCAGAAUUUGAAUUAUUAACGUGUCUUGCAUUUUUAUAUUUUAAAGAAGCACACUGUAAUUGGUGUGUAUUAGAAGUUGGUUUAGGUGGUAGAUUAGAUGCAACAAAUGUGAUACCUGGAAAAAAUAAAUUAGCAUGUGGAAUAACUAAGAUAAGUUUAGACCAUGAAAGUUUCCUAGGCGAUACAUUGACUAAGAUUGCAUAUGAAAAGGCAGGAAUAAUUACUCCUGGUGUAAAAUUUGUUUCUGUUGAUGGCACAAAUGAUAUCAAUGUUUUAAAGACAAUUGAGGAACAAUGCAAUCUGAUGGGGUGUGAAAUGAAAAUUACCGAUCCUUACAAAGACAGUAAUAUAAUAGAAACAGAUUCUUGGGGGAAGAUUCAAAUAGAAAAAUUACCAUUAAAUGGUGAAUAUCAAAUAUUUAAUUUAAAAGUUGCCAUAUCCAUAAUAGAUCAUCUUCAAAAGAUAAACGAAAUAAAGCUUUCAAAAGAGGAUUUAUUGAAGGGAUUGUAUAAUACUGUAUGGCCAGGCAGAUUGCAAAAUUUAGAUUUUACUUAUGAAAAGGGAAGAUCAAUUCAUGUGCUGAUAGACGGUGCACAUAAUGAUAGUGCUGCCAUAGAAUUGUCUAAAUAUAUCAGGAAUACAUACGGCGAUAAUCCAAUAACAUAUAUCAUUGCAGUUACAGAAGGUAAAAAUAUAAUUCAUUUAUUUGAUCCACUUUUAAGUGUAAAAGAUUUAGUUUAUGUUACAAAGUUUGGAAAUGUGGAAGGUAUGCCUUGGAUCCAUGCUACAGAUCCGGAAAUAUUAAAACAACAUAUUCAAAGUAGGUACACAUCAAAUGUAAUUGCAGAACCCAAUAUCCAUUCAAUUUUUGUCAAACUGGCUGGUAUCCCAGAAAAGGAUAGACAACCCAUAGUAAUAUGUGGUUCAUUGUAUCUAUGCGGUGAAUUAUUGAGAUUACAUAAUAAUAAUAAUAAUAAUAAUAAUAAUAAUAAUAAUAAUAAUAAUAAUAAUAAUAAUAAUAAUAAUAAUAAUAAUAAUAAUAAUAAUAACCAGUAA
Molecule: messenger RNA, 1389 nt
Organism: Arxiozyma heterogenica
Lineage: Eukaryota; Fungi; Ascomycota; Saccharomycetes; Saccharomycetales; Saccharomycetaceae
Gene: RMA1
Product: putative tetrahydrofolate synthase
Exons: 1
Coding region: 1-1389 (462 amino acids)
Biological process (GO): folic acid-containing compound biosynthetic process
Cellular component (GO): cytoplasm; mitochondrion; cytosol
Molecular function (GO): dihydrofolate synthase activity; tetrahydrofolylpolyglutamate synthase activity; ATP binding
Source: RefSeq, a predicted model, not a curated record